CUCGGAGAGAGAGAGAGUGAAAAACUAUAAACCAAGAAAAUGGCAGCUUUACUGAAUAUUUUUCCGUUCAUCGCCGCCAUCCUCUGCCUCUCGCCGCCGGCCGACGCCAAGAUCGCCGGCACUUACUCCGGCAGUUCAUGGCAAUCCGCCCAUGCAACCUUCUAUGGUGGAGGCGACGCCUCUGGCACUAUGGGGGGCGCGUGCGGAUACGGAAACCUACACAGCCAGGGUUACGGCGUGAACACGGCGGCUCUUAGCACGGCGCUGUUCAGCAACGGGCAGAGUUGUGGAGCGUGCUUCGAGAUCAAGUGCGACGCGGCCCAGGACCCGCAAUGGUGCACUUUGGGCAUCCCGUCCAUCUUCAUCACGGCCACCAACUUCUGCCCGCCGAAUUACGCUCUGCCCAGCAACAACGGCGGGUGGUGCAACCCGCCCCGACCCCACUUCGAUCUCGCCCAGCCAAUGUUUCUCAAGAUUGCCGAGUACCGUGCCGGAAUUGUCCCUGUCACCUACCGCCGAGUGCCGUGCAGAAAGCAGGGCGGGAUCAGGUUCACGAUCAACGGCUUCCGGUACUUCAACUUGGUACUGAUCACCAACGUCGCAGGCGCAGGGGAUAUCGUGCGCGUGAGCGUGAAGGGCGCGAAAACGGAGUGGAUAGACAUGAAGCGCAACUGGGGCCAAAACUGGCAAUCAGACGAGCUCCUUGUGGGCCAGGCCCUGUCGUUCAGGGUCACCGGCAGUGACGGUCGCACGUUGACCUCCAACAACGUGGCGCCGGUCAAUUGGCUGUUCAGCCAGACCUUCACGAGCAACAAGAAUUUCAAGGUCAAUGACUGAGUCAGAUAGAAUAAGAUGGAGGGCAUUUUAGGGAAGAAAAUAAAGUUUUUCCUUUUCUUUCUCUUUUUUUUAUUUGUGUGUGUGUGUGUGUG
Molecule: messenger RNA, 929 nt
Organism: Striga asiatica
Lineage: Eukaryota; Viridiplantae; Streptophyta; Magnoliopsida; Lamiales; Orobanchaceae
Source: the annotation of a GenBank genome assembly